Molecule: messenger RNA, 2007 nt
Organism: Penicillium olsonii
Lineage: Eukaryota; Fungi; Ascomycota; Eurotiomycetes; Eurotiales; Aspergillaceae
Source: the annotation of a GenBank genome assembly
AUGGCAGUCCAAUCAGGCCUUGACUAUAUGCGUGCGCGCUCGGUGGUGGACUGCGAUACAAUGGACGAAGAAGUUGCCAAAACAUUGGGCCCAUUCCAAGAUUCGACCUCCAACCAGAUGGUGCGGAUGGCUGUUGGAAUGGCGCAGCAUAUCCGCGGGCUCGUACAUGUGCAAACCAACCCUUACUACUCUUAUUCUGCGGAGAAGACUGUUGUCAAUGCUCUCCGUAUCAUACAGCUAUUCCAGCACAUCCAGCCCGGGUUCGAUGUGGCUCGGAUUUCCAUCAAGAUCCCAAGCACAUGGGAGGGAAUGAUGGCCUGUCGAACCCUCGAGCUAGCCGGUGUGCGCACCCUGGCAACGACUCUAUUCACAAUGGCGCAGGCGGUACUUGCCACUGAAGUCGGCUGCACGUACAUUGCACCAUACGUGAACGAGCUGAGGGUGCACUUCGACGCAGAGUUUGAGGAUAAGGCAAAAUUGCUACCUCUCUGCGCCGCCAUCCAGAAAUACUACCAGUCUAUCCAGUCCCCUACCAAGGUUCUUCCUGCCAGCUUGACUUCCGUGGAAGAGAUAUUCUUCCUUGCGGGAGUUGACCAUAUUACUAUCUCGCCGGGACUGCUGACACAGUUGACUCAACCUUAUGUUGGAAACGUCCAGUCUUUGUUCGAUACAGCGCCCACACUCCCCAUCCCUGCAAAGGAUGUCUCUUUCAUCAACGAUCCUGGAAGCUUCCAGAUUACCUUUGCCCGAGAUCAGGGAGGUGCCAGCCAGAGGAAGCUGACUGAGAUCCCCUGUCCAUUUGCGCCGCUUGACCACCGAGCACUGAAAAUUUGCAUCUGGAUCAUACGGCUUCACUUCGUCCCCAUGUUCCCCUCCCAGGCGGCCAAUUUGAACAUUGAGGCCUUAAGCGGCAUCUGUGGAUCUAUUUCCAUUGCCUGCUGGGUCGUUGUAUUCUCCCCUCAAAUCAUUGAAAACUUCCGCCGUGGAUCUGCCGAUGGCCUUUCACUACUCUUCCUCGUCGUCUGGUUGGCCGGCGAUGUAUUCAACAUCCUAGGUGCCGUCAUGCAGGGUGUGCUACCGACCAUGAUUAUUCUGGCGGUCUACUACACACUGGCAGACAUCGUAUUGCUCGGACAGUGUUUCUACUACCGAGGCUUCAACCUCAAGGACGAACUUUCUACAUCGCCCUCACCCGAGCUACCAAGCUCCGAUGCCGAACAGAACGGUGCUGAAAGUCAGCCACCCCCAACAGAGCGAUCAAGCUUGCUUCCAAAGUCCAAUGGGCAUGGCAACGGCCAUGUUCAGAUAGUAGACCAGGGAAGCACAUCUGGACAGGACGCUCGAGGCCACCCCGUCUCCGACGGAAGACGACACUCUACACACUCAUACCAAGACAUCUUCCACUCAUCCGCCAAUCUGUCCCCGGCAACCCCCUUCAUCGAGCCCACCUCCGACUCAGCCCGCCGCCGUGCUCAGCUUGCUCGCCGCCGCCGCAUCUCCGCCCUCCAGUCCGUCCUGUUCAACCUCAGCGCAGUGGCAAUGGUAUGCGCCGCAGGUGUGCUAGGCUGGUACGUCAGCCCGGGUGCGAAGUCAUCCCCGGACCCGGAACCUCUCACCAUGGAUCUAUUCGGUCAGGUGUUCGGUUACUUCUGCGCCGUGCUAUAUCUAGGGUCCCGUCUCCCACAACUCCUGUUGAACUACCGUCGCAAGUCAACAGAUGGAGUUUCGUUGCUUUUCUUCCUCUUCGCCUGCAUUGGAAACUUGACAUAUGUGUUGUCGAUUCUGGCAUACUCGCCUGUCUGCUCUGGUGGGUCUCCUGAGGAGAUCAUGGGUCACCAUCAUCACGCCAAGUGUCGUCCGGGUGAAGCUGCUUCGCUGUAUGGUCGCUACGUGCUGGUAAACCUGUCGUGGCUUGUUGGUAGUGCCGGAACACUCCUGCUUGAUAUGGCUAUCUUUACGCAAUUCUUCCUUUACCGCGACCCAAAGGUUGCCGAAGAUGAAGAAUAA